This is a messenger RNA of Penicillium angulare, 486 nucleotides long. RefSeq lists its product as uncharacterized. Lineage: Eukaryota; Fungi; Ascomycota; Eurotiomycetes; Eurotiales; Aspergillaceae. The coding region runs from base 1 to 486 and encodes 161 amino acids. The record is from RefSeq and is a predicted model, not a curated record. The transcript has a single exon.
AUGAUGGAACACCAGAGACCACUUCGGUUACUCGUUAUCGUCUCAGAGCGAAGCUCGUUGAUCACCAAAGCCCGAGAAUCGCCACAAGAUCUUCUCUUGCCGGCGAUCCGGCUUUUGAAGAAGAAAGCAAUUUCAAGUAUCGACCCAGUACUUCCACUUGAUACAAGAUUGGUCGCAGUACAACAGUGGCGAACACGCGUCUUCAUAGUGUUCGAUAUUGCACAUACAGACUACAAUGUGAAGCUUGGCCAUCUUCUCGAACACAACCAGCUUCCAGUGGUCGUCGCUCAAUUCAGCAAGAAGAAAACAGCAUAUCCAGCUAAUACAUGGGUAUCACGACGAGUCAACCAUGAUGUAGCAAUGCUUCAUAAUGCCAACGGAUUCGAUGCGGUUCCACCUUAUGUGGAGGAUCAUUCGUCAGGGGUACCACCGGCUUACCGCAGCCCCCGGGACAUUACCAUGCUACGAGUCACGUAUAUUCAAUGA